AUGGCUGUUGUUGCUGGCGAGGGCGCAGUCCUGGUAGCUCUCAAGUACUUGUAUCCGGCUCUUGUCUUUCUCUACUACUUGGCCUCGUCCGUCUUAGCCUCUUGCACUCUGCAGGCUCUUAAGAAGACUGAGGAUGCGCAGCCGGAGCGUCCUAGUCGACGGGCCGUCAUCUAUAUACUUGGAUUCUUCCUUUCGACAUACGGGGCCCAGCUCAUCACACUCGGCACGCAGUCAGUAAUCACAAGGUCUGCCCCCCUUGAACACCAGGUCAUCAACUACUUGUCGUGCAUUCUCGUCUUCGGUAUUCUGUGCAUCCAACUCAUCGAGUCGGACACAGUUGUAUGGUUUCCAUUCCGUGGAUCGUGGUUUAUCGCGCUGCUCUUUGAGCUUGCCAUCGCAAUCUUGACGGCCGUCAAUUCAAGACAAGCUAACCUCAACCCCUAUGAUAUACUCCAUAUAGCCUUCUUGUGCUUGAGGCUUGCUUCACUCGUCAUUCUAGUGGCUUGGACUUGCCUUGCUUUAUGGACCAACUCCAACCCUUCUUUGUUCGACGAAGAAACACAGCCACUUCUGCCACCUGAUGGUGAACAACCUGAUGCUCAGGCAGCCACUGGGGAGCCUGCCAAUAGCUCCAGUUAUGGGUCGACAACGCAAAGCGACUCUGAUGAGACCUUUUGGGAAAGAAGAGAAAGAGAAGGUAGAGCCGAAGUGGAGAAGAGACUUCAGGAAGGCGGAAACUGGGUUGAAUACGUCAAAGGCUUCAAGAUUUUAUUGCCGUAUGUUUGGCCUUUGGGAAACCGCAGUCUACAGCUACGAGCAGUGGCCGUUUUGCUCUGCAUGUUGGCUUCGAACGCAAUCAAUGUGCUUAUUCCCCGACAGACGGCCAUAAUCAUGGACACUCUCAAUGGGAAACCCGGUAAUCCAUGGACAGCCGUCAUCAAUUUUGCACUUCUACGGCUGUUGGCUUCAGCUUCUGGUGUUGACCUUAUCCGCCAGUGGUUGUGGCUACCUGUCAAACACUUCUCACGGGAAAGCUUGUCCCGAGCCUCUUUUUCUCAUGUGAUGAAGCUGUCUGCUGAUUUCCAUGACUCCAAAAACUCAUCAGACAUGAUCAUGGCUAUGAAUGGCGGAUACUCCAUCACAAACGCAAUUGAAAAUCUUUUGUUUCAAACCGUCCCAAUGUUGAUCGACAUGUGCAUCGCCAUCGCCUACCUCUCCGUCAAAUUCGGCCCAUACGAAGGCUUGAUAACUGUGGCUACCGGGAUCGUCUUCAUAACACUUGCAGCCCGCCUCGUAGCUAACACCAAAAAUAGCACUCGCAAACGCAUCAAGGCUCUCACCAAAGAAAAUACCAUUCGUUACGGCGGGUUGACUUCGUGGCGGACCGUCAAUAUGUUCAACCAGAUCGUUUACGAGGACAACAGGCAUGCUGAUGCAGUAACGGCUCGAUGGCUUUCUGAGACGCAAUUCCAAAUUGCAUGGCUCUUGUCCACUUCGUUGCAGACCAUCGUUCUCACUGCCGGCCUCAUGGCAAGUGCAUUCCUCGCCGUCUUUCGCAUUCGUAGUGGGCAAGCAUCACCGGGCCAGUUUGCAAUGCUUCUCAUGUACUGGACUCAGCUCACUGCACCACUGCAAUUUUUCGCCUCACUUAGUAAGGGCAUGAGCGAUGAUUUCAUUAGCGCGGAACGCCUCCUGGCCAUUAUGAAGGCCAAGCCUUCGGUUACGAACAAACAGGGUGCACGGCCUCUCAAGUUUCAACGGGGAGAUGUUCACUUGGAUCAAGUUUGCUUCGGUUAUGAUAAGCGGAAGAGGAUCGUCAACGGCAUCAGUCUAGACGUUCCGGCGGGAACGACGGUGGCCUUUGUGGGCUCAACUGGAGCGGGUAAAUCGACGCUGCUCAGGCUUCUCCAAAGGGACUACGAUGUCACCUCGGGCAGCAUCCGGAUCGACGGUCAAGAUCUUCGCGAUGUUGAUAUCUCCAGCCUACGCGAGCGCAUUGGCUACGUUCCCCAAAGUCCACUGGUUUUUAAUGACACCAUCAUGAACAACGUACGCUAUAGCAGAAUCACCGCAACGGACGAGGAGGUGUUUGCAGCAUGCAGAGCCGCGCGUAUUCAUGAUAAGAUCUUGGGUUUUGCGGAUGGCUACGAAUCGGAGGUUGGCGAACAUGGAGUCAAACUUUCCGGUGGAGAGCUUCAACGUCUUGCAAUUGCCAGGGCGCUCCUGAAAAACCCCGAGAUUGUUCUUUUGGACGAGGCUACAGCCGCUGUUGAUAAUGUUACUGAAAAACAUAUUCAGAAAUCAAUAAAUGCCCUCUGCAAAGGACGCACUACAUUCGUUGUGGCUCAUCGACUUUCUACCAUCAAAGGAGCGGGCGUCAUUGCUGUUGUGGAACACGGUCAGAUCAUCGAGAAAGGUACUCAUGAUGAGCUGAUUGCCUUGCGCGGUCGAUACUUUGAACUGGCGUCAGACAACUUCCAGGAAAGGGAGGACAGCGAUGACCAGGCCAAGGUGCUUGACGACGCAAAUACUCUCGCCAACGAUUCUUGCUCCGAGAGAACCACCACUGAGACGUGCAAGACACAUGGUGAAGACGGUCAGGCCAAAGUACCGCCAGAAAGCGAUGGCAAAUCAGCAACAGGCAAGAGGUGUCAGAAGGAGGGGUCCCGAUUGAAUCCUGUGGCCCCUGAAUUUACACCUCGGUCGAUGGCGGCAACAGCGGCGAAUUCCGGACCCAAGACGGCAUCUGAAAGUAAGUCGACUACACCUUCGGCCAUUGGCAAGACCAGGACUUGGGCAGUCACCGGCCACCCUAGCAAACUUCGAUGGUCCGAUGAAGUGUCCAUCAUGGACGAGCGCGGGACGAGCAGUACGCCCAAGAGCCUGUCUACUGAGUCAAGCCGCCGCCUCGGGGCAAAAGAUAGUUCUGAGAGCAGUUUCACCGCAUCAGAGCUCCGCGCGUCGGAAACGAUGCCCGCGGUGAUUGGUAUCCAAAAUCCAGGCAUCAAACCACUCCCGAUGGGCGGAAAAGCCAAACCGAAUAGCAUCGAGGCUUCCGGACGAACUGCCCUGCCCUCACUGGCACGAAGGUCCCCAGAGUCCAUCGCAGAGACAGCCGCUGUCCCUUCUAACAUUGGCAAUGUGGUUUUCAUGCGGCCGCGCUACUCCCGCCGCAUCCAGUCAAAGAGCGAGCCUGUUCACAAGUCUCCAAAGCCAGAAUCUGCUAAAUGUAGCGAGCCAUCCGCAAAAUCAACCGACACCAAUACCGAGCAAUGUCGUGUGUCUGCUCAAACGGCCCAAAGCAGCAGUCCAGCAGCACCUUCCAUGAUUCCUAGGCCUGGCAACAGAGCCUCGCCCACUGUGAGACAGCUUCCGAUUCCUCCACGGCACUCGAGUGACGGGAAGUGCGGCACAUAUCCAACUCCGGCGCCCAAAGACAACUCCGGGCGAGCAUCAGAAGGAAUUCUCUCCGUCACAAAAGAUAAAGAAACGACAAGUGUUGUAGCAGCCAGCACUGCCAAAAACGAAAACCAUCCGCUGCCAAAGAUGGGUGAAAAUCAGUCAAUUAUGAUGACCUCUAGCCGAGGCGGUCGAGCCAUCCGACGCCCACGAGCCGGAUCUCUUCGCGGACGCCGAGGCCGCAUUUCUCGAGGCCCCGUGGGGCCUGGGAGCCAAGAAUAG
This is a messenger RNA of Trichoderma aggressivum f. europaeum, 3681 nucleotides long. RefSeq lists its product as uncharacterized. Gene Ontology annotation, biological process: transmembrane transport. The coding region runs from base 1 to 3681 and encodes 1226 amino acids. The record is from RefSeq and is a predicted model, not a curated record. Gene Ontology annotation, cellular component: membrane. Gene Ontology annotation, molecular function: ATP hydrolysis activity; ABC-type transporter activity; ATP binding. Lineage: Eukaryota; Fungi; Ascomycota; Sordariomycetes; Hypocreales; Hypocreaceae. The transcript has 8 exons.